Octopus sinensis (East Asian common octopus) is the source of this 1521-nucleotide messenger RNA. RefSeq names its product potassium voltage-gated channel subfamily A member 7-like. NCBI's taxonomy places the organism in Eukaryota, Metazoa, Mollusca, Cephalopoda, Octopoda, Octopodidae. Gene Ontology annotation, cellular component: voltage-gated potassium channel complex; membrane. Gene Ontology annotation, molecular function: protein binding; delayed rectifier potassium channel activity. Gene Ontology annotation, biological process: protein homooligomerization; potassium ion transmembrane transport. The record is from RefSeq and is a predicted model, not a curated record. The coding region runs from base 1 to 1521 and encodes 506 amino acids. The transcript is spliced from 2 exons.
AUGGAUAAUCAACGAAUUGUUCUCAAUGUCAGCGGUCUUAUAUUCGAGACAUAUUUGUCAACCCUCAACAGAUUUCCUGAUACUCUCCUCGGAAAUCCUGAGCAAAGAAUUAAAUUCUACGAUUAUGAAAGAAAUGAAUACUUUUUUGACCGAAGUCGAUCCUGUUUUGAACACAUUUUGUACUACUACCAAAGUGGAGGGGUCAUCAGAAAACCAAAAUAUGUUGACAUUGACAUUUUUGUCGACGAAAUAAAAUUCUUCAAACUCGACUCGAAGCUUGUAUUUCAUUUUAGCGACAGUGAAAUGUUUUCUGAGGAAUCUACUCCCCAGAUGCCCUCAAAUUUGAUAAGAAGAAAGCUGUGGCAAUUUUUCGAGUAUCCUGAAAGCUCAAUUUACGCUAAAAUAUUUGCUGGAUUUUCCAUAUCUGUAAUUCUUCUGUCAAUAUGUUUGUACUGCAUUGAGACACUGCCUCACUACAGUGUGCAAAUUGAUGGGAACAAUCAUACUGAUUCGAUUAUUGAAACGUUUUUUUACAUCGAGACAAGUUGCGUAACAUGGUUUAUAAUCGAACUGCUAAUUCGGUUUUUGCUGUGUCCUGUCAAAUGCCAGUUUAUCAAGGGCUUCCUCAACAUUGUUGAUUUAAUUUCCAUCAUUCCUUACUUCAUUUCUCUUGGAAAUAAGUACGCAAAUGGGUCGCCUACAAACAGCUUCCAGAGUAUCAGAACGGUCAAACUGGUGAGAGUUUUCCGAAUAUUCAAACUAACGAGACAUUCCCAGGGACUCCAAAUCCUCGGCCAGACCCUCCGUGCCUCCAUUCAGGAAUUAAUGAUGCUUCUUUUUUUCCUGGGAAUCCUGGUCGUUACUUUUUCAAGUGCGAUCUACUUUGCUGAAGCCACCGUUCCAAACAGUCCAUUCAGAAGCAUUCCCGAUGGCUUCUGGUGGGCAAUAGUCACCAUAACCACCGUCGGUUACGGAGACGUGUAUCCCAUUGGCAUUCCCGGAAAGAUUAUUUGCUCGUUUUGCGCAGUUGCUGGGGUGCUCACCAUCGCAUUGCCGGUCCCCGUCAUUGUUUCUAACUUUGACUAUUACUAUCGCCUCGACAUGGAACGAAGAAACGUCCAGACGAAUCCCAAUAAUUUUCAUUCUUAUGGCCGUGUCCUGACAGAUUAUCGUGGUCUGCCAAAUUGCAAUCGUAGCUUACUGAUUCGUCGUCUCGAUAGCAGGAAUAACGUUCGUCUCUGUGGAAACUCAGUUGGUGGGGAAUAUUCUUCAAUAAAUUUCAGACAAUACAUGCUUCGACACGAAAACACUGAGAGGCCCCACCUUAGCGAAAAUUCCCAGCUCCGACACUUGCGUCACCGAGGAAUCAAUCACUUGUCCUUUGAUGGGGCGGAAGACUACGGCCUUGUAGGAAACGGAAAACGAAGCGAGUCCCUUCCCGGGGAUAAGCACUCCGUCGCCAAUUGUGUUGAUAUUGGUCACGGAUAUUAUGUACCCGUACCUACACGUAUGUGCCACUGA